Molecule: messenger RNA, 2289 nt
Organism: Cryptomeria japonica (Japanese cedar)
Lineage: Eukaryota; Viridiplantae; Streptophyta; Pinopsida; Cupressales; Cupressaceae
Product: mitogen-activated protein kinase 15
Exons: 10
Coding region: 397-2139 (580 amino acids)
Biological process (GO): protein phosphorylation; intracellular signal transduction
Cellular component (GO): nucleus; cytoplasm
Molecular function (GO): ATP binding; MAP kinase activity
Source: RefSeq, a predicted model, not a curated record
CACAUCUUUUCUAUAAAUAUACACCACACUACCCGAAGAAGGGUACCUCAUUAUCUCUUGACUUCUAUCCACUCAAACACCUGAAAAACACAAAAAAGUCAGAAAAAAGAGGACCAUCCAGUACUUACAAUGGUGUUGUCAGUCUAAUCUUACUCAACUGCAGGGAACCAGAAAAGCUUUAGAAAAGCUGCCCAUUAGCAAUUGAGUAUACGUGUACAUUUUCUCUUUUCCUGCAGAUUGAGUAUCAGCCUACAUCUUUAUCUCUGUCUAGCUGCGGUGUCAGAAAUGGGUGUUCUCAAAACCAGAUUGUGAGACUCAAAGUUCUUUAGUUCAUGGUGAAUAAAAAGAAGGAAGAUCUAGAUCCAUUUCAUUGUAGAUAGGAAACACAGGGAAACGAUGCAUCAGGAUCAGCGCAGAAAAACUGCCGUUGAAGCGGAUUUUUUCACAGAAUAUGGGGAAGCUAAUCGUUAUAAAAUACAGGAAGUCAUAGGAAAAGGAAGCUAUGGUGUUGUCUGCUCUGCAAUCGAUACUCAUACUGGGGAGAAAGUGGCAAUAAAGAAAAUAAAUGACAUUUUUGAGCAUGUGUCUGAUGCAACUCGAAUCCUUCGCGAGAUAAAACUUCUCAGGCUUUUACGACAUCCUGAUAUUGUGGAAAUCAAGCACAUUAUGUUACCACCCUCUAGAAGGGAAUUCAAAGAUAUUUAUGUAGUAUUUGAACUUAUGGAGUCCGACUUACACCAAGUUAUAAAGGCCAAUGAUGACUUGACACUAGAACAUUAUCAAUUUUUCUUAUACCAGCUUCUUCGAGCUUUGAAAUACAUUCACACAGCAAAUGUCUUUCAUCGGGAUCUAAAGCCAAAGAAUGUCCUUGCAAAUUCAGACUGCAAACUUAAAAUUUGUGACUUUGGCUUAGCAAGAGCAGCCUUCAAUGAUACACCCACAGCAAUCUUCUGGACGGAUUAUGUUGCUACAAGAUGGUAUAGGGCUCCUGAAUUGUGUGGAUCCUUCUUCUCCAAGUAUACUCCUGCCAUUGAUAUUUGGAGCAUUGGAUGUAUAUUUGCUGAAAUUUUAACUGGGAAACCACUCUUCCCUGGAAAAAAUGUGGUUCAUCAACUUGAUUUGAUAACUGAUUUGCUUGGCACACCUUCUCUGGAAGCCGUUGCAAGGGUUCGUAAUGAAAAAGCUAGAAGAUAUCUCAGCAGCAUGCGGAAGAAGAAACCUAUACCAUUUGCACAUAAAUUCCCUAAUGCAGAUCCUUUAGCACUUAAAUUAUUAGAGCGGUUAUUAGCUUUUGAACCAAAAGAUCGUCCAACUGCAGAAGAGGCUUUGGCUGAUCCAUAUUUCAGGGGAUUGGCAAAUGUGGAGCGAGAGCCAUUGGCUCAGGCAAUUACCAAGAUGGAGUUUGAGUUUGAGAGGAGAAGGGUAACAAAAGAGGAUAUGAGGGAACUUAUUUACCGGGAAAUUCUUGAGUAUCACCCACAAAUGCUGAAAGAAUUUCUGCAGGGAGGAGAUAGCACAAACUUCAUGUAUCCAAGCGCCGUUGAUCAAUUCAAGAAGCAGUUUGCGUACCUUGAAGAACACUAUGGAAAAGGUGGUGUUGUGAUUCCAUUAGAAAGGCAACAUGCAUCUUUACCAAGGCCAUGUAUCCUUUACUCAAAAAAUGCAGCACCCUUGCCUGAUCAAACAUAUUCAUGCUCUUCGAUGGAUCAUGCUCUAGAAGCUCAUGACAAAGCUUCUAGAUUUGUCACAGAAACAAAGCAGCAUUACCAAGAUAGGAGUAAUGGAGAUAUGAUGGAGUUUCCCUUGCAAGUACCACAAAAGUACCUUGAAGCCUCACAGGUUAAGCUGCUUGCAGGUGGAUCUGCAAAACCAGGAAAGGUUGUUGGCUCAGUAAUUCCAAAUGGAAAUUGUGGCACUGCAGAUGCUUAUUAUACAAGAAGGUUCAGCAAUACAUCUUCUCAGUAUGUUUCUUCAAUCUACUCCCACGAGCAAAGGGAAUCUACAGAAAAAAUUCAGCAGGAUGAGAAAAAGGAAGAUGGGGCAGGUCAAUCAAAUUUCAUGCAACUGAAGGCUCAAAAUGCUGGAAUUGGGGCAAGGAAAAGUUCUACUUCAUGUAACGGAAUUAAUCGUCGGUCCUAAAGGCAGGAAGAUUCUUUAUAGUUGUAUCUUAGAUUCUCUUGAUCUUAGAUUUUAUAAUUUUUUUAUUAUCCUGUGACUUCUAACACUGUAAGGCAGAUUUUUGGCAUAUUUGUAUUGCAGUCAAGAAAAAUUAUCAAUCAUCCUUUGAGA